Messenger RNA from Hypomesus transpacificus, 3821 nucleotides. Its product is annotated as transmembrane protein 229A. Bases 179 to 1240 code for a protein of 353 amino acids. The transcript has a single exon. NCBI's taxonomy places the organism in Eukaryota, Metazoa, Chordata, Actinopteri, Osmeriformes, Osmeridae. The record is from RefSeq and is a predicted model, not a curated record.
UUAUCACGCCCCCUCGCCCUGUUUUCUGGCUUUGGAUUAGUCGCUGUCAGGUGCAAAACCUUCCGAUCUGCACUCAGACAGCCUGCCUUUCGGAGCGGCCGCACCGUUACUAGGCAAAAAAAUGGACCAGCGAACUGAUUAGUGCUAUAAUCACAGAAGCACUCCGGGGAGAGUGAUCAUGGCUAGUCGGCGAAAAGACAACCCUCGCGUCCGCACCGGAGACAGUGGCGUCGACAUAAAAACAUCUAGGAAGCCGCGGCAACGGGAUUCACCAAGCGAGGCAGAGGACUCAACCGAAUCAAUGACGGAUCUACCACAAUGGAUGCGCCUGUAUUUCUAUGGGAUGCACGGUGUAACUCUGGACAUCCUGCUGUCCUCUGUACGCGGGUUUAUAGGUAACCAAGACCCGAAACUAUUUGGUUUCUCAUCUCCUUAUCUGUGCAUCAUGCAUUCGCUGACCUAUUUUGUAUUAGAGAAAGUCUACAUGCAAAAGAGGUGUUUUCACGGACGACCCGCUGUUUUUCAUUUAGUUUUCUACCCCUCGGUUUAUAUCGGGCUGCAGAUUCUGAUUGGGAAUAUAAAUACUUUGACUGAGCAGGUUAGAAUGGUGUCAGCGUCGCAGCUCGCAGUUCACUAUAUUCUAGCGCUGUACUUCACCCAAGUGUUCCACAAGGGGCUGUCGCAGCUUCAGUACGACGGCCCCAGCCAAAGCAUCCAGGCUGAUAUCACUCAGGAGCGGCGGAGGUCGAACGGACUGCCUGGUGCUAUGCGGUUCUUGUUUUUUGGAAUGCACGGUUUUCUGGACGAGGUCGUGUUCACUUCAGUGUUUAACCUGGUGGAGAAAUCCGACCGGACAAUGAGCGGACACACGUCCCUGUGGUCAUUUUUUAUGUACGGGAGCUGCAGCUUCGUGGUGGAGAAGCUCUACCUAUACUUGCACUUCAAACGAGGCUGGGGAACUUUGAAGAGACUCCCAAUCUACAUAUGCUUUAUCUAUACUUGGGAGUUCUGCUGGGGACUGGCUCUGCGUCAGUACGACGCUUGUUCGUGGGAUUACUCGCAUUACCCAUUCAAUUUCAUGGGUCUAAUCACUCUACUGUACCUUCCUGGAUGGGUCUGCCUUAGCCUCUAUCAAGAUGUCCUGUCCAACGUUUUGCUGCGAGUCAAGUGCAGCACCAAAGAUGAGGAGAGGGACCCGGGCGCCGGUGUCAACGGACGCCUCCUGCUGAAAAAGAAAUGAAUAAACUAAAUUGACAGGAUUUAUGAAAAAUAAAAUAUAUCAGAUAACCUUAUCCCAUAGUCCAAUUCUAUAUGAAUUAAUACCGUUAUAACGAUAUUAAUGGUUGUUCACUGAUUAUUUAAGGCAGGGGUUUUCAACUGGUUUUGUCCCAGGGACCACCAUUCUUCCUGGAAAGUAUUCUGCGGCCCACUGAUGUGACUUCGCGUGAGCGCGUUUACGUGUGUGAGUGCGUGCGUGCAUGUGGAUCGAAGGAAGUUUUAACAUUUCGUUUUCCAUGUGGUUUUUAUUUAAAAACCUCAAACAAAUCUAGAUAUAUCUACUUAAAAACCUCAAACAAUAUACAUAGAAUCUGAAAAAUUGAAAUAUGUGUAUGUGAGAUUCUGAACAAUUCUGAAAAAUAUGUGUAAAAAACAACAAAAACGGUUGAUUUCGGUUUUUCACGACAUUCAAGAGUAAUCAGGAAAUGUAUUGAAAUAUCAAAGCAAAUUUAUUAAAAUAAAAAAUCAAUGGUGGACUGAUAAACAUAGGCUCGUGUCCCAGAUCCCCUGCAAUGCCGCCGCAGACCACCAGAGGGCCGCGGACCCCCGGUUGAAACCCCCUGAUAUAAGGACAAGGUCUUUAAGACUCUGAUGAGUGUAACCUACUUACACUUAAAAAUGUGUAUUUCCUAAACGGAAAAAAUAGGUAGCUGUCAACAGCUUUAAUCUGUGAUACACUAAAUAUUGUCAGUCUGCGCACUCCAGCAAGGUGACACAUUUCCUACAACAAACUGCCGUUUAUAACUUGCUUGAUUUGAGUGAUUCAUUACUGCUCUAAUAUUCCUAAUAUUUAAAUUUCGCUGUUUUCUAUUUUUGAUGUCGGUCUAUUUUGAUAGCUAAUAUUGAGUAGCAGCCUUAGAUAUGCAUGAUGGCCUAAAACAAGAGAUUGAUAGCAUGCUUUCAACACAUUUAUUGCAUGAUAUUGCCUGAUUGCUGAUGUUGUUCCUUUUCGAGAAACGCACGACGAGUAGAAUCCGUUUGAUAGACUGUACAGUCAGUGACAGGAAAGCAACCGAGCAAAUGACCGAGAGAUAACUUUACUGUGAAUUUUUUAUGUACCAAAUCUGUUUCGGAGUGCCUUUCUGAGCAACCUUGGGCAGACAGAAAACAGCACUAAACUAGUUCUAGUGCAAGGCACUAUCCUCCGUAUUUUAGAUGUGUGAAAAGGCGUCGACAUGGAGGUCAAUUGGAUCUCACAGAGAAGGGUGCAUGGACAUUGAUAAAGCAGCUGUUAGCUGGUGAUGGUUACCGUCUGCCUAUGGUUGUGUGAUUCUUGUUAGAAUCCAUAGAAAGUGAGAACUGACAAAGGUAAAGGGGUAAUUGUAGACCAUGGGACAUGACAGAAAUGUCUAAAGUGACCAAAGAUGAUGGCUGACUCAUUAUGUUUUACAACUUGAUCAUUACACGUUUAUAAGCAGGAUGUUAUGUAGUCACUUUUAAUUCAUUAUGACUAGGGACCUGACUUGUCCACGUUGGGUGAUGCAGUCAAUAAAAAAAGAAAACAGACCCCAUAAAUUAUGGUUCUCGGAAGAGUAAAAGUUUGGAAGGUGACGAGAGACUGCUGGUGUCUGAUCUGUAGGCUGGCCACCAGUCAUUUAGGCUCUGCUUGAGACAAUAUGAGGACUGUUAUUUCUCCAGUUAUUCAGAUGGAUAAUGUGUGCAUUAUAAAUACAUGCAUUGUACUGUAUGAAGGAUGUGUGUACAGAACACUGCACAUUCUUUUUGACCAGACCUUCUUCACUUUGUCACUCUACCCAGACUAUUGCCUUGUGGUGCUUUUUGUACGCAUUAAACAUUGUAUCAUAUUUUAGAAUUUACUACCGUACAGAUUGUAAUACCACAUUUGAGAAUAUAGUACAGUGGAACAAUCCAGUACAGUGGACAGAUCUGUGUUCUAGAGUCUUGUAAAAUUGUCUUUCCUCCAGUACUUUGUCUAAAGGGGCCAUACCACAGAUACAUGUCUGAAUACCUUGCACUGUGACUUUGAAAUUCAAAUUGAUAUUCAACUGGAACUUGAAAUUGUAAAUGUACCUUUGUUACACUGGAUUACACUGCAUGUUUGAAUGAAAUCUGUGUCCUGGCCUUGUGUUGGGGCUACCUUUUACGCACUGGGUAACAAACCUUUUUUUCUGAAGACUCAGGUUGUUGAAUCAGAGACCCAGUGUCCUAGACAUGUGAUGGAGACUGCAUUUGUAUAUCUGACUGCCAUUUCAAAACAAGCAUUGCUAUUGGUGGACUGUAUGCAGAAUUGGUUCAGAUACCACAGAAGCACAAUUUACAACAUGAUUGUUCUGAUGAGUUUGUUUCACAAUAGUUACAUGGACAUCUGCUAAAAUGGCAGCUAACAUUGCAUAUCUAAGUAUAAAAUGUAUGUUUUUAAACUAUUAAAAAGUGUGCUACCCAGAAUGGGGGAAUAUUUAACAUGGCAAGGUUGGCAGUGUGAUAUAUAUAAUAUUUGAAAAAUGACACUGCAGAGAUUAAUUUAAUGAUCGAAUGAGAAUUGUUUGUUAAGAUUUGUUAUUUACUUGAUUAAAAAAAAUGGA